GUCAGGGUAAAUCUGCCACCGAAACAAGACGUGGGUGCGUGCCGUUAUGCUAUAUACAAUGUCGCGUACGCGAACGGUCGUCGUGGCGAUUUGUUAAAAUAACGCACGGCAAAGCCCGCACGCUCCGCGACCGGAUCGGCAUGGAAGUACGCGGCGAGUGGAGUACGUUGAUCGUCGAGGCGUAAUCGGCGCCGCGCAAAGAGAAAAGAGAGCGAGGGAGAAAAGAACGGGCGAGAGGAAGGGAGACGCGAGAGAAACUUCCGGAGAUGAAUUGUCGAGCGUCAUCGUAUCGCAAAAGAGAGCGGCUAGCGCGCGCGAAUGCGUCCGCGAAGCGGUGAACGGAGAGGACCACCCUGCGCGACCGGAUCGCUGGCCGCGCCGAUCACGAGCGAUCUCGCGAGAAAACCGGAACGAGGGCAAAGAAGAGCAGAGAGUGCGUCCGGAAGUUAGUUUGAACUGACUGCCGAGUCGCGCGAUCGACCGAUCGAUCAUUCGCGGCCGCUCCAAUUCAUCGUUGACGGAUUGCCGGAGCGUGCGAUCGUCCGGAUCGUGCAACUUUGCUGAUAGAUCGGCCGCGAUCCGAUGGGAUCGUGUCUCGAUAUGUGCCAGCGGAAUCGUCGAUUUCCGGGACUCGCUGCGGAAGCGCGGACCGCGCGCGUACGCGCGACGGAAGCCGGGACCGCCCUGUGAGGGCCACCGUCCGAUUCGCGGACGGGACACACACGGAAUAAGUAAGCUCGAGGAGCGGGACGUGGGUGGACCGAAGAACUUCUCGGGCGGACGGAGGGUUUAAACUACCCCGAGUUGAAUUCGCGCGGCGGUGCAGCGAGCCUUCGGCGGGGUGGAGAUCUUCCCCGUUGGAUUGCGCGAAGCGGAGGAUAGGUGGAAAGUUUCGCGGCGGCACGCGGCGCACCGCCCGUCUAAAGUUUCGCCCAUAAUCGUUCCGCGCGCGUUAUCGCCUACGUACGUGGCGACUGUAAGGGAUACCACCCUUACACCGUGGCGGAGGAUUGUCCGGCGCGCUUGUGCACGCACGCGGCGAUUUUACGUCGCUCCGCACUCUACGGGCAACCUUGAUGGACCGCGAUCGUCACGGCGAUUCUUCGACUUUGUCCAAGUGAAGGCGAAGUGACGACCGGAUCUCGAACAUCGAGAUAAUCGACGGGCGAGUUCCGUUUCGACGCGAACGCGACGGUUUCUCCACAGAUUUGUGUGUUAUCGGCGUAACGGCCGGACGAGUGAUAAGACCAUCAUCCUGGUGCGCGCUAUGUCAGUGAGUGGUCAGUGAGUGAUUGGCAACGAUCGCGCGUGGAGCAUGUGAAUCGUUUGAAUACAUCGCAGUGCAACCAUCUGCCGAAAAAAACAGUCGCGGAAAUGGCUCUGAGAUGGCAAGCGAGGCUCUCGAUUGCUGCCAUACUCUUCAUGUGCACGGAAGACACGCUGAGUCUAGGAGAUCGAACGAUAGAUAACAUGGACAGACACACGAUUCAGACCAGACCUCGACAACAGUUGCUGGAUCACUCUUCCGGCCAGAAGUCGAAACCGGAACCUACCUUCGACUUCACGCAGAACACCAACGUAACCGCCCUGAUCGGGAAAACUGCAUACCUCACAUGCCGAGUUCGCAAUCUGGGCGACAAAACUGUAUCCUGGGUGAGGCACAGGGACAUCCAUAUCCUGACGGCGGGGGCGUACACGUACACGAGCGAUCAGCGGUUCCAAGCGCUGCAUAAGCAAAACACGGGCCACAAUAACGAGUGGUCCGAGUGGACUCUCUGCAUAAAGUGGGCGCAGGAGCGAGAUCAGGGAAUCUACGAAUGUCAGAUCUCCACCAUACCUGUGAAAUCGCACCAAUUCCGCCUGAACGUCGUCGUACCUACGGCGACGAUACUGGGCGGGCCCGAGCUGUACGUCGGUGCAGGCAGCACGAUAAACCUGACGUGCGCCAUACACUUCAGCUCGGAGCCACCAGCCUACAUCUUCUGGUACUACAAUAAGAACGUCCUGAGCUACGACAGUCCCAGGGGCGGCGUCUCGGUGAUAACCGAGAAGGGUGGCGACGUCACUACCUCCUGGCUCCUUAUUCAGACUGCGCAGCCCUCAGACUCCGGGGAGUACAGCUGCAAACCCAGCAACGCCAAUACGGCGUCCAUCAGGGUUCAUGUUCUAAAUGGCGAGCGACCGGAAGCGAUGCAGACCGGAACCGCGGGGCCGAUACUGUCCUCGAGUUGUCUAUUGGUGUCCCUCAUCAUUUUGUACAUAUCCUCGGUGUAAACGGAAACGGAAACACAGCGCCCACGGCCAGAGUCCACAUCCGUCGCGGUACGUUUUCUCCCGCGUCCGUAACGCGUUUUCACGUUUUCCUUCCGACAGACGUGACCGCGAGACAACUGCAAUCCGCACAGGAGACACAAACACGGACCCCGAAGAAUCGCUCGAGCGGAGGACACUCAGUCGGCGCGUCGCCAAUAAUUCACGAUGUUUUCACGUGAGAGAGAAAAACUGCCAAUUUACAGAUGCGAAGCGGAGAACGGAAAAUAACAAAAAUCAAACUGCCAAUUAAAAGAAAACUGGCGAUGCUCUGUGAGAGCAACGGCUUUCGACUAAUUAAUUAUUACUCCUCGCAGGGGCAUCGUGAAUUAUGUUUAAUUCAGGCGACGCGUCAGGCGUCGCGAAGGGCGAGGCGGGUAGGAAUGCACCAGGCGUCCAAAAGUGUCCACCCUUUUCUUCGCGCUGGGAUCGACGGUGCCGAUUCGUCGCAGAUCGCAGAAUCGUUCCAGCCGGUUUCUUCUCGUAAAGAAAAAAAAUGCAUCCUUCUGGAGCGCGAUUAAUUAUCGAUCUCGCGCGGAGUACUCGUACACUGUGUGCGUGCACUCUCGUCGCGUGCAUUAGCCAUGAGAGAUUUCGCGCGAACGUGAACGCGCUCCCGAAUGGUGUAGCGGAGGGGUGUCUUUCUCGGUGGAAAAGCAUUUAGUUAAGCAAGCGUCGAUGCCAAUGCCGGAAGCGCGGGCGCUUUGCGGUGAAUCCGGUGCGUGCUGAGGAUCCGCUUCCUCAUCCUCCAACCCCCGAAGCGAGCGCGCGGGGCAGAAAAGAGCCGGCGAUCGAGGUCGGGAAUCCUCCCCUCCCCUCCGCCGCUCCUCCCCGAUAAUCCAGGUAAUCCGCAUCGAGAGAAACCGAUUUACGAGAAGCGUAAAGGCGAGGAGCGAUUGCCGUACGGUACGUUUUACGAGCGGUCGAAUCUUGGGAAUGCAAGCUACGUGGAUGGGAUUCAAUGGAAAAUAAAACGUGACUCGAGUGCCCGAUCCGGCAAUUUUCCGUAUUUCAUAAAAAUCGCCGCGCGAUAAUCGGCUGUACCGCGCUGCCAUAUACAUAUAUAUUAUAUGAUACGCCAGUUUUAGUCCCGGCGACACUCCUCUCGCGAUAAAUUUUCUCGCGACUUGCCGAGUCGGUCCACGGGUACAUCGUUCGCGCCGCCGAUUAGUUUUACUACGUUCAAAAAAUUCCGUAAAUUUUGGUAUGUUCUCGUCCCGUUUCCGUUUCAGCAGUAUAAACUUUAUAACCGUCUCAACAAGAACGGUCCGUAUUAUUUAUGCGAUUUUACGAUUUCAUUCUCCUCCGUCGUGAUAAAUCUUAUGGCGCUUUCGAAAAAACUUGUAUUUGAUUUUACCCCGAGUCGAUUUGAAUAAGACUCCGUGAAUUUUAUGUGCGAACGAACGAGUGCCGUCGGGUGGAUCGCGUAUUUGAGACGGAUAUUAAAGCGAAUAUUGAUUCGCGUAUCGCGAAAUGCACGCGUCUAAAUUUCGUGCUCGCUCAACUCGUAAUUGUAUUUGCGACAUAGAGAAUCAAUAAUCGAACGCAAUUGGCAUAAACUCAGCUAAAGUACUCCACUGUCACGCACUUUGUAAUUGCGCCCUAAUUUUCUACAAUCGCCGUUUAAACGUUAAAUUAAUUAACGUAACAAUAUAAUAUAAAGAUAAAUUGUCGGGACACGUUUGACACAGUGGACACAGUGGAGUUCAGUAUCAGAAUAAAAUUAAUCGUCGUUAACAAUUGAGAUUACGAGUAUGCAGAGACCAUGGAGCACAAAGAGUAAUCUUCCUCCCUCUUUCUCUCUCUCACUUUCAACCUCAAGGAAAAAUAACAAAUGAAAAUGACAAAAAAUUACCAACUAGAAUGAAUUUUUCUCGCGAUUCUAUACGAGAGCUUCGCGUGUUUUUAUUAAUAAAUGUUUUCACAUGGAACUCACAGCGUAAUGCAACGUCGCGGGAUUAUUAAAAAUCAAUUGUUUCAACGCGGCGCACGAGAAAUAAUUAGACGCGAUUAUUGGCGCGAUAGGACGCGUGUUCAGGAGGCAAUUAGCGCGAGGAUAGAUGGCAAUAAACGCGGCAUACGCGCGUAAAAGUUAAUCGUAUGAUUGCAAAUAAACGCGAAUGAAACGGUUGAAUAAUUGAACCGAACAGGGGUUGCUCGCCCGGUGCGCGACGAUUUAAUACAAUAAUCGACCGCGAUUAUAUCGCGGGCCACGCAUAAAUAAGCGUUCUCUCAAUGGAAACGAAGUGGCAGGGCGCACUUUGAAUUUCGACCCCGCGAAUCGAGACCAUCGGUUAGCCCGAAAAAGUCACGCGAUUAUUUAUUAAUACUCUCGCAUUUUGCAGCCAAUUGUCACGUACAGCCAAUAAUUGUCUUGUCUCUUUAUAUUUCUUUGUAUUCAGGUAUAAACAAAUAUAGAAGAGGCUGAAUUGUUCACUAAAAGAGAAUAAUGAAUAACCAUAAUAGCGAACAAUAUUGUUGAUAUUAAAUAUCGAUUGCAUAAUUUUCACUAAUUUGCUAUUUUUGUGAUGACUAUUUUGUGAUAAUUAUGAAACAACCUUCAAUGAUCGAAAAAAUUGCAAGAGAGAAAGAGAGAUAAAGAGAAAUAGAGGAACGCGCCUUUUUACACUUUACUUUUAAUUACAUGCUACACUUAAAGCACGCUGAGUUGCCCUAAUUAGACCCACGGAGAGAACAAGAGAGAGAGAGGAAGGCAGAGAAUUGUGCAGAGAUUCUGAUAUCAAUGCUGGAUCGGUGCAGCCGUACUCAGCGUAGUUCCCGUGAGUGCAUUAUUUCCUCGCCAGGAGACCAGAAGUAAUUGAUCAAACGCCGAGCACGCCCCGUCAUCGUUUGUCCCGGAGUCAUCAACCUAACGAUCGCGUCGCUAGACAAACGGAAGGACCGAGAUAGCGUCGUGGGACGGGAGACGGAUACGGGCACGGAGAUGGGACAGAGUGCCGCUGCUGCUAUUGCUGGAAAGCCCGAGCAGAUUGAAAGACGAACUCCGCGCGCGGCGCGCACAGAGAGUUCGCGCGUAGAUGCGAGCGCGUUGACGCGCUCGGCUGCACCCGCCACAGCAACCUUUAAGCUCUUCGACCCGUGAUAACGCGCCGCGUGUCUCGGACACGUACGGCUACUCCCUUUCUUCGCGAAGGCAGCCCGCCACGUCUACGUACGAAUUAAGUCGACACCCCGUCUUGGGUAUCAUCGUAAUCAGCGAUGCGCGAUGAGCAGUGCUUCGGACUGACGUGCGCGUUUCGCGUUUGAGGUGGCUGUCCCGCGGCAUCAGCAUCGACGUUAUUAUUAUUACCACACGCAACCGCGAAUUUGUACAUAAUGUCUGUAUUAUAAACUACGCGCGGCAUCAUCCCACACGCCCCGCGUGAAGCUCUGUCCGCGUGAAAAAAGAGGGCCGAACUCUCUCUCCUCGCUCUCGGAGGCGUCCGAGAUAAUCCGCGAGUUCCGGUUAGGAGGAAUCAUGAUUCGAGCGAUGAGAGAGAGAGAGAGAGAGACGAUUUUCACUUUCUAUUUGUGUGUGUUUCGAUGUGACAUCCUGCCAGAUAGCACUGACGUACGACCAUCGGCUCGUUUUACUGGAAAAAGCUUUGCCUCGUUGCUGAUUCCUGCAUACGAUCUGAUUUUUUCCGAUUAUUGUACAUGUAUAUAUAUAUAUAUAUUGUAUUUUGUAUUUUAUAUUAUCUGUAACAUAAUUAUUUAUUAGCUUAAAAGCUAAUAAUUACGAUCGAAUGUAUUAGAAUUAUUGCAUUCUUUGUUGAUCUUGCAAGGAUGCAGCAGAUUGGACUUUUCCACAUUAUUUUAGAGAUAAAUGUAUUUUUUUAAUUCAUUACUAUUGUGAUAAAUUUCUGAUAUUGUUUCUAUAUUUGGGAUGUAUGAUUGUGUUGGCUAUCAAUGGACAAACAUUAGGAAGCUUUUACAGCAAGAAAUGUAUAAAUAUUCUCUUGCCACACAUAAUCAGUUUGCUUCAAAAUUUUUCGUUCGAAAAAUCCAAAUGAAACCACUUGCCACAUCCGGUAAACAUCCAGAGCAUCAGAGGAUGGUCGUUUGUCAGAAGCGAUCUAAGUAAUGCGACGAGUCGAGAGAGCGAUGAGGAAAGACUGAGAAGCAGUCCCUGUGGUUUCAAGAAGACAACGCCUUAAGGGAAGCAUUUGCAUUUCUACCUCCAUCUGCUUAUUAUAAUUUUAUAUAACUAGAUAUCUCCCUCUUACUGUUAAAAUGUUUUACUUUAUUUCUUGCACAGAAAAAGUAAAUUGUGGCGGUAUCGUGAAACCACAUCAACUUUUGCAAUCUAAUCAUGAUAUUCAACACGUUUCGUACCGCCACAUUGCACGAUCUGCAUUGUUUAGUGAUUAUGCCUGAUAAUUGUGUAUUAAUCCAUGAUAUCGUGAAAUUUUUCAUAAGAUAAUGGAUACGUUUGUGUCCACGAUCGUUGUGGUAAAAUUUAUUAAUAUAAUGUCAACGCAAUUCCUCUUGCCGCAGUGUCUUGCAAAAUCAUCUGCCAUACUUGUGAAAUUCUUAUUUUUCGUCUUACAUGUUUCGCGUCGAAGACAAAGGAGAGAAAGCGGAUACGCGACGGAAGGAAAAAGAACUCGUAAAGAAAUUUCGUAGCGGAAUCCGAUGGCCUCUUGUCGCGCGCGCGUUGCUGCGGAAAGAACACAUAAUUCCAAAAGCGCAGGCAAAGAAGGCGGUAUUUCGAAAGUUCUCUCUAGAUAGUUGAAAGCGGAGGUGCGGGAAGGCUAGAGAUAGCGAGAACUCGCCAGCUAGGGUCGUCACACUCACAAGUGCGGCACGGCGGUCGGGGGAUGUACAGCCCUCGAAGACAAUGAGGAGCCGGAAGAAAAAUAAUUGCGUGGGCGGGUACGGGCGCGCCGAGGUUCGAGACAAAAGUUCGCGGGCAUUUUUCUUCCUUUUUCGGCGGAAACUGUGUGUAAGGGAUAGGAAGCGCCGUCGAGUCGCGAGACCGGGUCCGCAAUGCGUGCCGGCAUCGAUUUUCUCGUUACCGGGCGGAUGUUUGGGAGGUGUAUCGCCUCCGAUGGUCCUGGUUAUUCCGAUUAAAUACAGGAUGCGUUCAGGAAUGAACAUUACUAACGGAAAGCCUUCCGCUGAUUCUGCAGUCGAGCUCGUUUCCGUGCGAGAUAUCAGAAUAUGCAAAAUCUGCCUGCGAGUUAUACAAAAACAUCGCCACGGAUAUCGGGACGCGACGGUAAGUCGAGAUACCUCGCUCGUUAUUUAAUCUGACGCUUCUACGGUAAUUGGCGUUCUAUGAUUAACGACGAAUCGAUAGCGAGAGCGAGUAAUUCAAAAAAUGAAACAAACGCGUACUACUCUUCCGAUUUCGAAUUGCGUUUGUACGAAUGGAACGAAGCAUCUCCGGAUGUAUACAGGAUCCAUUCGAUAGUGCACUAUUCAAUUUUAUUUGAUAUGUUAAUCUUGCUUCCGUUUCAUUCCAUGAAUUUUGAGUUAAUGUAACAGGGUGUAGUAUUUGCGACGUAUAGAAUCGUCGGUCUCUUUAAUUAAUCUUUAAUUGUACGCGCUAAAUUUAACGCUUAAUUGAUAUUCUUCUCGAAUAGUUUCAGUUGCGGUGCUGAUAAAUCGACUUCUUACCGGUAAUAACUUCAAAUCGGACAAAUCGGUUACUUCGAUGCAUCGAUUAGUCGAGCCGAGGCUGAAAUUCAGGGCAAAUCCAAAAUCAAACGCAAUUCCGCGCAAACCAUUACCGGCAUUCAUCAUCUUCCAAAUGCAACGCGGGUGCAAUUAUUGUCCAAUCCGGGCGAAACCACCGGCGACUGCAACUCUUGCGCCGAACUCUGGAUCGCCCCUCCUCCCCCGCGGAAUAUUACUUCCUAAUAAUACGAAUUAUCGGAUGAAACGCCCGUUUCAUUACGCGACGUGUAUACACGCGAACGAAAUCCCGCCAGCCGCGAGUAUCGUGACGGAAUAUCGUACCAGGCAUCGCGUGGCUUCGCGCUGAUCUAUAUGCGGAAACGGAAGGAACUUGAGCGUCACGCGUCGCCAACUGUCAAGGAACACGAUGUGGAAUAAUCCUUGGCAAUACUGUAGCAUUAUACUUUGGCAUUUCUCUUGCGAUGCGAAGAUUCCUUAGAAUCACUCGAUCAUGUCGUUUCAGAUUCUGCAUAAUUAAUAAUCCUGUAUAAAAAGAUUCUAUAUAUCAAAAACAUAUUCUUCCUUGUCAGAGAAACGUCCAAAUGACUUACCGCUUGCCUCAUUUUUCUCACUUUUAAUAUCUGAUAUCUUUCCAAGGAGGGAAAAUUGUGCUGUGAAAUUCUGAUCGAGAUUCUACCUUAAGUGAAAUCAGCUUUUAAAAUUAAGUGAAGAAUAAUAUAAUCUCGUCGCGUCCGUUUUCUUUUGUACGGCUCAAGAAAUCGCCGGAAGAAAUUUGUUCUAAUCUUUCGUCAAAUACUCGAGGUGCCUCGAGAUAUUCACCGAGGAAAAAUCGGAUUGAAGUCAGUCAACGAGAGAGCAGAGCUCCGGGGCCGCACGGGGCGGCGCCGCCACCCCCUAUACGGUGCGUGAAACAAAAGGGGACACGUACCGAAUUCCCGGGUCCGUGGGCCGGAAAAUGAGGUAAACGCCGCACGUUGCCCGACCGUGUCCGAACUCGGCAAGAUGAAACGAAUUCGAAUUUUGUUCAUUCCGCGUGGCCAGCCGAGUCGAGAAUUGAAUUCCGGGCGCGAACGGAAUCCAAUACGAGGCCUCUCCGUGGUGGUUAUCCGUGAACCGUCUACCAUAUCCUCAUCUCGGUCUUCGAACUUCAUGGGGGAACUUUGGUCAACUCACGCGCGAUCGCUCUCCUGAUCGUCCGCGCUUUCAUUCUUCGCGCACUUCUCUCUCUCUCUCUUUCUCUCUCUUCUUUUGGUAUCGAUGCGCACAAAUCUUUUCUUUUCCCAUUCCUAAAGCGUUCUCGCAAACUCUGAAGCCGUGCCGGCUGAAUCGGAUUACUCGCUUUGACUUUCGCGUGGGAAAUCAUGAGGGAAAUCAUUUGUCGUACGAAUUCACGGAGCUACAGAGAAUGCGAUCACUCUUUAUGGGAAUGAAUCGAGAGCUAAAGGGAGGAAGGAAAGGAUAAGCGGGAAAGAGAGAAUUAUAGUGAUAAAACACAGAGAUCGCUUCACUGCAAACGUAAGAAUGUUAUUUCUACACACUUAAAGAGUGUUUUUGCAUGAUUACUCGAUUUAUAUGUGUCAUUUUCAGAUUACACAGGCAAAAUGCAUUACACGAGACAUUCAGGUUUGCGGUGCUCUCUCGAUUCGUCCGCAUUGCGAGCGCUAGUUUGCGCGCCGCGCGUUCUACUGCGAAAUUUCGCGAGCGAUAGCGGCAGAUGAUAGGCACCGAGAGAAACCUAAUCGUUGACUAGAUCAUGAAAUUAAUUGUUAUAUGGAAGUGCGUUCCGAUUGUGAUUGUGCGACGGACUGGAACUCGAGCCGUUAGACCCUCGAUUUUGCUAAGCGCAAGCGCAACUAAAAGAUAAAAAGAGACACGUGAAACACAGAGAAGAAAUCCGUAAUCGCAGUGAUAUCGUUAGACUAGAUAGGCAUAUUACUGUACAUACUAUGACAUUACGAUGUUUACUAAAUAAAAAUGUUGAAAGGAAGAGGAGUGGCCUGCUCUUUCGGGCGGAGGUUGUAGAGCCGCACUGUACAUAACGUAUGUCCUAAAAAAGAAUAAACGAUCCCUGAUGAGCCCAUCAA
This is a messenger RNA of Ooceraea biroi (clonal raider ant), 10037 nucleotides long. Its product is annotated as cell adhesion molecule 2. Gene Ontology annotation, cellular component: neuron projection membrane. Lineage: Eukaryota; Metazoa; Arthropoda; Insecta; Hymenoptera; Formicidae. Gene Ontology annotation, biological process: synapse organization. The record is from RefSeq and is a predicted model, not a curated record.